CCUUCUCUUUGUUGGGCUUCGGGGGUUGGCCGCCAUUUUGCGCGGCGGCUGAGUGGAGGCGCUGAUUGGGUUUCGGGGACCGGUGGCGGAGCCAAUCAGAGCGGGACCCGAACCGGGGGAGCAAGGCACGGUUUCUGAUUGAAGAUUGGAUAAAGAAUUGAUACUAUGGAGCAGUACACCACAAACAGCAGUAGCUCAACAGAACAGAUAGUUGUGCAGGCUGGACAAAUACAGCAACAGCAGGGCGGUGUGACUGCUGUCCAGUUGCAGACUGAGGCUCAGGUGGCAUCUGCCUCAGGCCAGCAAGUUCAGACCCUCCAGGUCCAGGGUCAGCCACUGAUGGUACAAGUGAGUGGAGGCCAGCUAAUCACAUCAACUGGUCAACCAAUUAUGGUACAGGCUGUACCUGGAAGCCAGGGUCAAACUAUUAUGCAAGUUCCGGUUUCAGGAUCACAAGGACUUCAGCAGAUUCAGUUGGUCCAGCCUAGUCAGAUUCAAAUUCAAGGUGGACAAGCGGUACAAGUUCAGGGCCAGCAGGGCCAGACACAACAAAUCAUCAUCCAACAGCCACAGACAGCAGUAACAGCUGGCCAAACACAGACCCAGCCACAGAUUGCAGUCCAAGGACAACAAGUAGCACAGACAGCAGAAGGUCAGACAAUUGUCUAUCAACCAGUUAAUGCUGAUGGAACAAUUCUUCAACAAGUUACAGUCCCUGUUACAGGCAUGAUCACCAUCCCAGCAGCCAGUUUGGCUGGAGCACAGAUUGUUCAGACUGGAGCCAACACCAAUACAACUAGCAGUGGACAAGGGACAGUAACAGUGACUCUGCCUGUUGCUGGAAAUGUGGUUAACUCUGGUGGAAUGGUCAUGAUGGUGCCAGGUGCUGGAUCAGUGCCAGCUAUCCAAAGGAUACCUUUGCCUGGGGCUGAAAUGUUGGAGGAGGAACCUCUGUAUGUAAAUGCAAAACAGUAUCACCGGAUUUUGAAGAGAAGGCAAGCAAGAGCCAAGUUAGAAGCAGAAGGAAAAAUACCUAAAGAGAGGAGGAAAUAUCUUCAUGAAUCCCGACAUCGGCAUGCUAUGGCAAGAAAACGAGGAGAAGGGGGACGCUUCUUUUCUCCAAAAGAAAAAGAUAGUCCCCACAUGCAGGAUUCUGGCCAGGCAACCGAAGAAGCUAUGACACAGAUGAUUAGAGUAUCCUAACAACCAACUAAAUAACAAAACAUCUGGACAAACAUCUCGUGUCUCUGCAAUUGUUCCCUCUCCUUUCUAUCAAAUCAACUUCUGAAUGGGAAAAUUUGCUACAACUUUGUUCUUUAUCAGAACAAAUAAUACACUUGCAGUGAGUCAUUUGUUUUAGCUUUUAAAUGCAGUGGAUUCAAUCAACUGAGGUACUAAUGGAUGUCCAUUCACCCUUCUCAGACCGGGGAUUGAAAGUCUGGCUCAAGAGGCCUUUAAUAUUCUUGGCAGGACAAUGGCCCAGCUUGAUAGCAAUAGCAAUAACUGACUUAUUAUAGGACAGCUAUACCGUUUGGAAAUUAUGGGGAUUGAACCACAGAGAAAUACUAAUGUUUGAAACAGCCAGAGCUGAUAUGUUUUGUUUUCUCAGUGUGAUUUUUUUUUUGGUCUCUCUCAGACACUGCUUUUUAUUAGGAUUGUUAUUACUUUCUAGCAGCAUAACUUUAUAUUGUUGAAGCAUAAUUUCUCAUAAAAUCUUGAUAAGAUGCCAAAAGUUGUCCUUGAAAUACUGUCCAUUAUAUAUCUAUAUGGGACAAAAUUAAUCUCAUCUCAGGGAAUGGCCAUUGGGGGAGGGGGUAUCUGAUUUUAUGGCUAGUAAAGUGUAUUGUAGCUGAAUUGUGCUUUUGACAGUUAAGGUUAAUUAACUUGCUCCCCUAGAAACUGGUCAUGCAGGUUGUGAAUGUUUCCAGUUAUGAAAACUAGUCCUUUGCCUGGACCCAUUGAUUUUCUGUGAUCAAAGGAUAAGAUGCAGUACUGAACUGUGAACAUCAGACAGUAUGUAAGGACCGUAUCAUACAUGUAACAAAAUCAGAACUCUGUAUAUCCAGUCGAAGUUCAGACUGCUUUGGAUAUGAAAAUAUAAACGCGCUUUCAAAUUUUACAUAUAAUGCACUUUGUAAAUCUAACAAUUCAAAAUUUAUUAUUUCUUCUUGUGAAUAGCUUUUUCUUCCCCUUGGUCCUGUCUGUAACAGUUUUACGUUUUAUUCUUAUACAAAACUGCAA
Molecule: messenger RNA, 2241 nt
Organism: Pseudonaja textilis
Lineage: Eukaryota; Metazoa; Chordata; Lepidosauria; Squamata; Elapidae
Source: RefSeq, a predicted model, not a curated record